GAAUCUGCCCAGCUCAGAGCUUCUCAACAAGUGCAACAGGUUCCCUCCAUACACCCAAACACCUGUCGCCAACGGUAACCAGAUGGGACCCAAACAAAUCGGGCCGAAAUUUUCCUACGGAACAUUUCGGUGAAAAGAUUUUCACCGUUUAGGAAAUCCGAUUCGAUCCGUUCCGUGUUUUUUCCGUAUCGAGGUUGAAGUCCCUCGAGAGCUUAGUCGUAGGAUUUGGUUUAACCGCGUGAGAGUGACAAAUCGCUUAGCCCGAGUGAUACUAAUUAGUUUAUGAAAUCGGCACACAGCGCCAGUGAAUAGCUAUGUUUCUAAGCAAAACUAAAGCCACUGAGAAGUGGCUGGAUGCGCAGUGCGAUGGAACUGCUGCACUCCAUACGCUACCAUCCUGCAUGUCCCUCUGCGACUUGAAGAAUGACAACUACUACCAACUGGUCAUCGUUGACGUUCCGCUGUUCGAUUUUGACGCUAAACCCAAACUCAAAGUUUACAAGGGAACUAACCUCACUAGCGAGCAGAACCUUCCGGAGAUUCCUUCCUCAGUGGAAUGUUUCUACUUGGACGAGCCAGAACCCAGGAUUCCUAUCAUCGCCGUAGCGAUUUCCUCUUACGUCCUUUUCUAUCGGAACAUGAAACCCUAUUACAAGUACACCGUUCCAGAAAUGGACAUCGAUCCGCUUGAAGUUGACACCUGGCACAAACUUCAAACCGCUCGUCCGGAAAACGUGGACAAACUGAUUGACAAUCUACGCACCCUGCAGUUGUCUCAGCUCACCGAACAAUCCCAACAACUUCUGAGCCUCCCUGAAGACAAACGCGAAUCGUUCAUCCAUAACUCCACCACCACAUCCGACAACAAGCUGAAACGUAUCUCGACCAUCACUGCAAUGGUUUCGAUCAAGAAAGUUGCAAACGACUCCAAAUCGGCAUCAUGCUUGAUCUUGGCCGUUGAGUCCAGUGAGAUCUUCAUACUGGACACGCAAGCAUUCGUGGUGCUGCAUCAAGCCCGGGCGUGCAACUAUCAAGGGACACCCAGCAUGAUCUCGGCCACCGGCCAGUAUGAUGUCGACUUUCGCCUGGUGAUCUCUACCCGCGAAGGUUAUCUGUGCUUGUUGCGCAAAGGAUGGCCCGUGGGUCAGCAUAUCGUCAAGCUGGAAUAUCCUUCCGCCGGUUUGGCACUGCUGCCGAUCGACCAAACGAUCGUAGUCGUUUGCAUGAACAACUACCUUCUGUGCUACUCGAAGAAGGGCAAAAAGCUCUGGUCGGUAACGUUGCCACAGCCGGCGGUUUGCAUGACUCCGGUCCCGUUGCCGCAUCUCGGUAUUAGCUUGGUCUGUGUGGCGCUUCGCGGUGGAUUGGUACAGUUCUACUGUCAGAAGAAGCUGGUUGAUCAGUUCUACGCUCCGGAGACUGUGUCGGCAAUGACCUUUGGCCGUCUGGGUCAGGAGGAGCACGUACUGAUCCUGGUCACUUCCGACGGGUCACUGAUCGUGAAAAUCCUGAAGCGAACGGCCGAGUUUUCGACCACGGAUAAUAUCUACGAUAUAAAGACAGCCAGUGAAGAGGCAUCUGGGAGCCUGCAGAUCCCGAAGAAGACGAAGAUCUUCGUGGAACAGACCUUGAGGGAGAAGGAACAUGCAGCUGCGAUUCAUAAUUCGUUUCAGUCCGAGUUGUGGCGAAUGCGGUUGACGGCGGCCAGGGCCACGGUGGACGUCAUAAAUUCGGCUGAUAGCAACGUCAGUGGGGACGUUGGAUUGGCGCCGAUCAAAAUGGCUGCGGAAGUGUUGGGAUUGGGACCGGUGUUCAAGCUGUAUCUGGUUUUGGAAAAUAUAUCAGCCCGGAAGGAAGCCAGUGGAUUGAAUGUGCUAAUUCAGGCGGAUCAUCGUCAUUAUUUAGCGGAUCGUCCGUAUUUGAAGCUGCCGAUGUUGGUACCGGGAGCACCACUAAAGUUGGACUUCAAAGUUACGGUGGUGACUGAUCCGAGCGAUGGACUCGCCCCGGUAGAUUUGACGCCAGAGAACUCGUUCAUCAAAGUUCUGAUUUUUAAAACGGGACAUACUAAACCGCUCAUUGCUUCAACGGUAGUGAUGCCGCAGCCAGAACCGCAAAUAUUGGGCACGUUUUGAGCGAUCAUGUUUCAACGUAAUACAGUUUCCGUCCAUGUGAAUGAUAACAUCUUUAAAGUUAGAAGCUUUAUGAUAAUUAAAUUAUUAAAUUUUAGUGUUUCAUUGAAAUUUGUUUUCCAUUCGUGAUAUAUUUU
Aedes aegypti (yellow fever mosquito) is the source of this 2269-nucleotide messenger RNA. RefSeq names its product Bardet-Biedl syndrome 1 protein (gene BBS1). The record is from RefSeq and is a predicted model, not a curated record. NCBI's taxonomy places the organism in Eukaryota, Metazoa, Arthropoda, Insecta, Diptera, Culicidae. The transcript is spliced from 4 exons. Gene Ontology annotation, cellular component: axoneme; BBSome; centrosome. Bases 315 to 2135 code for a protein of 606 amino acids. Gene Ontology annotation, biological process: protein localization to cilium; non-motile cilium assembly. Gene Ontology annotation, molecular function: smoothened binding; patched binding.